GUCUUUGCUUCUCCAUUUCAUGAGUUAGCCAUUUUUGGUUUCCUUUCGGGUGGAUUUUUAGCUUAUCUUCCCUCUGUUUGAAGUUCUUUCUCUCUGGAAUCAGCCAGAAAACUGUGCAACUUCAUCUGCGUUUAUCACCUUUUUCUUUAUAUUUCUCUUAAGAAGCAACAGGAAAGAUUCAGUUCAGUCCUUUCACUUUCUUUUUGAAAUGGAGGAAGUUUCUGAGAAAGUGAAGAUUGAAGAAACCGAAGUUUCCCCCAUGCAAAACAAUGGGCAACCAAAAGACGUUUUGAAGAGAUUUUCACCGCUGGAGAAUCCCAAAGAAACUACCCAAUUGCUCACUCGAGAAAUUAAACAAGAAAAACCAGACAUCAAUCUUGGACUCUCUUUGGGUGGCAUUUACGGUGAAAACUCCAAUAAAAAACCUCUAACUAGAUCAUCAUCAAUCAUUGGAGUGCUGACCCCGAACAAGGACCCUGAGGAGCUUGAUUCUCCACUACCCAAGUCCUUCCUUUCAUUGUCAAGGUCUUGCUCAAUGCCUACUGAGGCAGAGCAAGAGCAGAGAAAAGCAACUCUGAUGGCUUUAGCUAGGAGGAGAACUGAGUCCACUGACAGAUUCAUGACGGAGAGGAGUAGAAAGGGAGUCACCGAAAAGGAAAAAUCUCCAACUAGAGAGCCAAUGCCGUCUUCGCCCUCUAAAAUAGCUGCCUGGGCUGCUGCUUCUGCUGCUAAUAGCCCUGCCUUGUGUCGUGCCCUUGUUCAGAUCAAGAGGCAGGCCUCUUUGUAUGGCAACAGAAAGCUUGAAGGAGAAGAAGGUUCAGCUGCAGGGCAGGGUGUUAGCAGUUCAAAAUCGUUACAAAUGCAGAAGGAUGCAGAAUCCAAGGUCAUGUUAGGGAGGACAAUCUCAAAUGGAAAACCGGUCAAGGAUGCCGAAACCAAGCUUGAGAAUCCAUCAAAAAAGAUUAAACUUGAGAACAAUGGAUUUCAAGAUAAUGGAAUGGAUGUGAUGAAACAGAUGCCUAGUGUGACAACUACCGGAGAUGGCCCUGAUGGAAAGAAAAUAGAAGGGUUUCUGUACAAAUACAGAAAAGGUACAGUAAGCAUAGUGUGUGUUUGCCAUGGCAGCUUCCUUUCUCCAGCAGAAUUUGUCAAGCAUGCUGGUGGAAAGGAUGUUCCAAACCCCAUGAAGCACAUCACUGUCUGCUCCUCUAUCUCGUUCUAGAUCGCGGCUUGGCUUCCUCGCCGAUUAUGAGAGAUAUAGGAAAUGAGAAAACCUGAAACUAGUAAGCUCCCCUUUUUUUCCUGUCUCGUCUCUUUUUUGCUUUUGUUUAGAAACUUCCACCCGAUGGUGGAACCUUUUUCCCUUUUGAGAACUCUUGGAAGGACUGUGUUUAGCUUUUAAUAGAAGAGUAGCUGCAUGCUUUUGCUCAUAA
Messenger RNA from Hevea brasiliensis (rubber tree), 1433 nucleotides. Its product is annotated as ninja-family protein Os03g0419100. Gene Ontology annotation, biological process: signal transduction; negative regulation of DNA-templated transcription; response to abscisic acid. Bases 209 to 1222 code for a protein of 337 amino acids. The record is from RefSeq and is a predicted model, not a curated record. Gene Ontology annotation, cellular component: nucleus. Lineage: Eukaryota; Viridiplantae; Streptophyta; Magnoliopsida; Malpighiales; Euphorbiaceae. The transcript has 3 exons.